AUGAGGUUGUUAAUUAUUACUUUUGGUUAUUUUCUGUCUUUAGAUUGCAAACUAGCUAGGGGAGGACCACCAGCUACCAUAGUUGCUAUUGAUGAAGAAAGUCGAAACGGUACAAUUCUGGUGGACAAUAUGUUGAUCAAAGGGACUGCUGGAGGACCAGACCCCACCAUAGAACUCUCUUUAAAGGACAAUGUGGAUUACUGGGUGUUGUUGGAUCCUGUUAAACAAACGCUUUUCCUGAACAGCACUGGCAGAGUUCUGGAUAGAGAUCCACCAAUGAACAUACACUCCAUUGUGGUGCAAGUCCAGUGCAUAAAUUGGCAAGUGGGAACAUUCCUGUGGGAGGAUUCUCUAAAUUUUGCCUUUAAAGCUGCUUGCCAGGAAUGUUGGCUUUAUAAAUACCCAACUUCUUUGUAUCUCACUCCAGUUGGCACCACAAUAUUUACAGGAUUUUCAGGAGACAAUGGAGCUACAGACAUAGAUGAUGGCCCAAAUGGACAGAUAGAAUAUGUUAUUCAAUAUAAUCCAGAUGAUCCGACAUCCAAUGACACCUUUGAAAUACCCCUAAUGUUGACUGGAAAUGUAGUGUUAAGGAAGAGGCUCAACUAUGAAGAUAAAACUCGCUACUUUGUCAUCAUCCAAGCUAAUGACCGUGCACAAAACCUGAACGAAAGGCGAACCACUACCACCACCCUCACCGUGGAUAUUCUGGAUGGAGAUGACUUGGGUCCAAUGUUUCUUCCUUGUGUCCUUGUGCCAAACACUCGUGACUGUCGUCCACUCACUUACCAAGCUGCUAUACCUGAGUUGAGAACUCCGGUAAAUAUACUCUCAUCUUUUCCCCUUCAUUUACAACUUUCUAAACCCAAUGGGAUCGUGUUCUAG
Molecule: messenger RNA, 885 nt
Organism: Propithecus coquereli (Coquerel's sifaka)
Lineage: Eukaryota; Metazoa; Chordata; Mammalia; Primates; Indriidae
Product: protocadherin-15-like
Exons: 9
Coding region: 1-885 (294 amino acids)
Biological process (GO): sensory perception of sound; inner ear development; homophilic cell-cell adhesion
Cellular component (GO): stereocilium; membrane
Molecular function (GO): calcium ion binding
Source: RefSeq, a predicted model, not a curated record